Macrosteles quadrilineatus (aster leafhopper) is the source of this 2403-nucleotide messenger RNA. It is a transcript of the gene maf-S, whose product is annotated as transcription factor MafK. NCBI's taxonomy places the organism in Eukaryota, Metazoa, Arthropoda, Insecta, Hemiptera, Cicadellidae. Gene Ontology annotation, molecular function: RNA polymerase II cis-regulatory region sequence-specific DNA binding; DNA-binding transcription factor activity, RNA polymerase II-specific. Gene Ontology annotation, cellular component: nucleus. Bases 155 to 565 code for a protein of 136 amino acids. Gene Ontology annotation, biological process: regulation of transcription by RNA polymerase II. The transcript has 4 exons. The record is from RefSeq and is a predicted model, not a curated record.
UUCUGCUUGCUCGGAACGAAACAACAAAACAAUCCUAGCCUAGAAGCUGACGUAGAGAAUGACUUGCAAAUUUUGCCCUAAUCCAGUCGACAAGCUGUGCUCAACCAUUGUUAUUCGUAUUUGGAAUACUUAGUUUCUUUCUCGAAUUUUAACGAUGGCUCCGGAAAACAAGCGUGGGGAAAGGAAACAUACACUUGCUCCACUAUCGCCAAGUCCUGUGGUAGACAUAAGUGACGAUGAGCUAGUCACGAUCUCUGUUCGAGAUCUGAACCGCCAACUGAAGCUCCGAGGGCUGACACGAGAUGAGAUUGUGCGCAUGAAACAAAGGAGGCGUACUCUGAAGAACAGGGGUUAUGCAGCCAGUUGCCGUGAAAAAAGGAUAGAACAGAAAGAUGAACUAGAGGUUGAAAAAACACACGAGUAUCAAGAGUUAGAAAUGAUGGCUGUUGACAACGAUGUAAUGCGUAAAGAUCUAGAGAAUCUGCAAGCCCAGUUCUCAGCAAUGAAACAGUUUGCCAUCUCUAAGAAUAUUGCUUUGCCCCACGAUCUGCUAGCCACAGUCUAACUUAAGAGCAAAUUACAGUUGCCGCAUCAAGAGGAUCGAGCAGAUAGAUGAACUGGAGACGGAGAAGUCUGCGGAGUACCGAGACAUGGAAGUCAUGGAGGACGAGAACAACUCACUGAGACUUCAGCUGCAGGACUUGCAAGCUCGCUAUGCUGCGCUCAAGAAGUUCGCUUUGCUGCGUAACAUCCCAAUACCUCCCGAACUAGAUUGAGAGACACGUGGCAUAGUGGCUGUCUAUCUGACAUAACUUGUAAUAAUAGUUUACAAAGAUUAUUUGGGCACCCGGCAAAGGAUUUAUUUGAUUUUUUAUUAAAAUAAUUUAAAUUUUGAGAUUGUUUUAGAAGCAAGCGGAGAUUUAAAAAAAUACACAUUCCUUUUGAUAGUUUGUUAACUCAAUGUCCUUAGUUUUCAGUGAAAGUGUUGGUGGUUUUGAUUGCUCAAAUAUGCUCUUGUUAAAUGAAAAGUACAUGGAUAAAAGAUAGACAGCCAUCUUGCGAUUAUAACCUUUGAUCACGGGUCACUUGAUAACAUUGUAGUGAAGCUAUUUAUUUAAAAGACAGCUUUUUAAGUAUCCGUAAAGUAUGUUUUCCUGCCUAUGUAGGUGACUGUAAUGGACUUGGGAAUGGUGUAGUAUAGAAAACAUAAAAAUAUGAUUUUUAAUAAGUCAUGGCUAUGUUAGCCUUUAAUAAUUUUUUUCCGUUGAUGACGGUGGUUUAUGAUGGCUUUCUUGAAGUGAAGCAAGUUUGGAAUAUACGAAACAGUUGAAUAAUUUGUCGCAUGCAAUAAAAUUAUUCUAUGCCUUUUUUACAAAACAUUUGUUGUCAUUAUGUGGUAUGACAUGUCUAAGACCAAUAUAUGCAUAUGACAUUUGCCUUAGGCUAGUAUGCAUAUGACAUAUGCCUAAGACUGAUAUUUGCACAUUAUUGGCAUACAACAUCGAUUCUAAAUCAUGUAAAUGUUAGAUACUGUAGACAAACUUCACUUUUCCUGCUGUAAGUACAGUUUUUAUCUAAAUAUUAAUGUAAUAUUAAACUGUUCUUAAUAGUUAUUUGUGCAACUAGUGAGAAAAGUGAGCAAUUGACUCACUCGAGAGAAAUCCUUACUCACGAGCCGUAGGCGAGUGAGGAAUGGUUUCUCGAGUGAGGCAAUUGUACUUUAAACUCGAGUUGCACAUUAUACUUUUCCUACAGUUACCAUAAAACAAAUAAAUUUGUGAAGAAACAUAACCUAUUUUUACACAGAAGUGAACUUUUAAUAUAAAAUUUAAUGUGAAGUGACAAAUACAACAGUACAACAGCUGACCAGCUGAUUUACAGCCAGUGCUGCCAACGUAUUUCGCGCGCAUACGACGUUGCCUGCAUGUUACACGCUCACUAUUUCGUGCCUUCACGUUGCAAAUCUGGAGUGAGACAAAGUAAUUAGAGUGAGACAAUGUUAACAUUGUCUCACUGAUGAGCGAAUUGGCCACUUUGCUUUCUCAAAUCAGUGAGAGAACAUGUACAUUGUUAGGUAACUGUAGGAAAAAAGAAUUGUACCUACUUCAUAAUGUAUGAUUUUAAAUUAUUUGUUUGGUUGUAGCUGGCGUUAAAACGUGUACCAGGGAUGUAAAAUUAUCAAUGUCAAAAGAGAACUAAAGUGCAAGGUUGUUUUGCAUCUUACCUCGGUCAAUAAAAAAUUUUUAACCCUUUGAAUUUUCAAAUUAUUUUUUAAUUGUAAGAAUUUAGUAUUAUGGUUUGGUUGUUAAUACAAUAUUUAUAUACUUUAACUUUGGUUAAGACUCAUUUGAAAUAUAUUUUUAUACUUGGUUUUUGUUCCUUACAAUAAAUAUUUUACAUUUA